UCAAUUCUGCAAGUGGUUCUGAUUUACUAUCGCUGUUCUCUAGCUGGUCUAAACCCGCUUUUGACCUAAAGGGACGCUUUUUGGACGCCAUGGACGUUUCUCAGUUUCCAGGCAGAAAGAACAGUAAAAAUGCAGGCAGGGCACAGGACAAAGCACUCGGGACAAAAUGUAUGUGAAAUGGUUUGAUACAGGAAUGUUUCACUUUUUUCACAUUUUUAUAUUUCCCGCCGUACCGUCCCCCGUACGUCCCGACGUCGCAGGGAACGGAACCCGGAAGACAGAUGCCGGCAGCGGCCGGAGGACAUUACAGGGGACACUUCAGGGGGGACAU
This is a messenger RNA of Staurois parvus, 331 nucleotides long. NCBI's taxonomy places the organism in Eukaryota, Metazoa, Chordata, Amphibia, Anura, Ranidae. The record is from the annotation of a GenBank genome assembly.